UAAGCGGGGCUUACGGCACGCCGCGCGCCGGGCGGAUGUCCGGGCCGGCUGGGCCGGGGCCGCGGGCGUGAUGGCGGAAGGUGGAGGCUGUCGUGAGCGACCGGAUGCGGAGACUCAGAAGUCUGAGCUCGGGGCCUUGAUGAGGACAACGCUCCAACGGGGAGCGCAGUGGUAUCUUAUUGACAGCCGAUGGUUCAAGCAGUGGAAGAAGUAUGUGGGCUUUGACAGCUGGGAUGUGUACAAUGUGGGUGAACAUAACCUGUUUCCUGGCCCUAUAGACAACUCUGGACUCUUUUCAGAUCCUGAGAGUCAGACCUUAAAGGAACACUUAAUUGAUGAACUAGACUAUGUAUUGGUCCCAGCCGAGGCCUGGAAUAAAUUACUAAACUGGUAUGGCUGUGUAGAAGGCCAGCAGCCCAUUGUCAGAAAAGUUGUGGAGCAUGGCCUGUUUGUCAAACACUGCAAAGUGGAGGUAUAUUUGCUGGAAUUGAAGCUCUGUGAGAACAGUGACCCCACCAAUGUGCUGAGUUGCCAUUUUAGUAAAGCAGACACCAUUGCAACCAUCGAGAAGGAGAUGAGGAAGCUAUUUAACAUCCCUGCGGACCGUGAAACACGGCUCUGGAACAAAUACAUGAGCAACACCUACGAGCAGUUGAGCAAACUAGACAACACUGUACAGGAUGCUGGGUUAUACCAGGGUCAGGUGCUAGUCAUUGAGCCUCAAAAUGAAGAUGGCACAUGGCCCAGGCAGACCCUGCAGUCAAAAUCAAGCACUGUGCCUAGCAGAAAUUUUACUACCUCUCCAAAAUCAUCAGCAAGUCCCUAUUCCUCUGUGUCUGCCUCUCCCAUUGCAAAUGGUGAUAGCACUAACACCUCUGGGAUGCACAGUUCCGGUGUCAGCAGGGGUGGAUCUGGCUUCUCUGCUUCGUAUAACUGUCAAGAGCCCCCAUCAUCUCAUAUACAGCCUGGGCUCUGUGGACUUGGAAACCUGGGGAACACCUGUUUCAUGAACUCUGCUUUGCAGUGCCUUAGCAAUACAGCACCACUGACUGACUACUUUCUCAAAGAUGAGUAUGAGGCUGAAAUUAACAGAGACAACCCUCUGGGGAUGAAGGGGGAGAUUGCGGAGGCCUAUGCUGAGCUCAUAAAGCAGAUGUGGUCUGGAAGAGACACUCAUGUGGCACCUCGUAUGUUCAAGACCCAAGUGGGACGUUUUGCCCCUCAGUUUUCUGGCUACCAGCAACAAGAUUCUCAGGAGCUAUUAGCCUUUCUUUUAGAUGGAUUGCAUGAAGAUCUGAACCGAGUAAAGAAAAAGCCCUACCUAGAGCUGAAGGAUGCCAAUGGGCGGCCUGAUGCGGUGGUGGCAAAGGAAGCCUGGGAGAAUCACAGAUUGAGGAAUGAUUCUGUGAUUGUGGAUACUUUUCAUGGCCUCUUUAAAUCUACCUUGGUUUGUCCAGAAUGUGCUAAGGUUUCUGUGACCUUUGAUCCAUUUUGCUAUCUUACCCUCCCACUGCCUUUGAAGAAAGAUCGAGUUAUGGAGGUCUUCCUGGUUCCUGCUGAUCCUCACUGCAGACCUACCCAGAUGGUGGUCACAGAUGUGUAUAAUCACCGGUUCCAUAAAAUUUUCCAAAUGGAUGAAGGUUUAAACCACAUUAUGCCUCGGGAUGACAUUUUCGUGUACGAGGUUUGCAGUACUUCCAUGGAUGGAGCAGAAUGUGUCACACUUCCAGUCUACUUCAGGGAGAGGAAGUCAAGGGCAUCGAGCACUUCUUCCGGGGCAGUGUUGUAUGGGCAGCCACUGCUGAUUUCUGUCCCCAAGCACAAGUUAACCCUCCAGUCUUUGUACCAGAUUGUUUGUGAUCGUAUCAGCCGGUAUAUGAAACAGCCUUUGCCUGAUGAGUCUGGUGGCUCACCCUUGGAACCAGGGGCCUAUAAUGGCUCCAGGGGUAGUUGUGAAGGAGAAGAUGAAGAAGAAAUGGAGCAUCAGGAAGAUGGUAAAGAGCAGCUUUCAGAAGCAGAAGGCAGUGGAGAAGAUGAGCCAGGAAGUGACCCCCGUGAAACCACCCAGAAAAGUGUCAAAGGCCAGCCCUGCCCAAAAAGUCUUUUUACCUUCAGUCUUGUGAACUCCUAUGGGACAGCUGACAUAAAUUCACUUCCAACUGAUGGAAAACUACUUAAACUCAACUGUAAAGGGAAGCAGAUGUCCUUCUACUCUGUCCACUCUGCAGAUCUUUGCUCUGGGUUGAAGUCCUGUGGCUGUCUGUUGAUCUAUGAGAAGCAUGUGAGCAUGUUACAGCCUCAAAAGAAGAAGAAGACCACAGUGGCCUUGAGGGAUUGCAUCGAGCUCUUCACCACUAUGGAGACCCUUGGGGAGCAUGACCCCUGGUAUUGUCCCAACUGUAAGAAGCAUCAGCAGGCCACAAAAAAGUUUGACCUAUGGUCCUUGCCCAAGAUCCUGGUGGUCCACCUCAAACGUUUCUCUUACAACAGAUACUGGAGGGAUAAGCUUGACACAGUUGUGGAAUUCCCAGUCAGGUGGGUUCCUGUGACUGCAGUGUUAGGAAAACUGGACUGUAACUGCUGGACUGUUUUCUUUGUUGACUUGACAGAUACUGCAUACGCAAAGAACAAACUGAAUGGGAAAUGGUAUUACUUUGAUGAUAGCAGUGUGUCCCUGGCCUCUGAGGAUCAGAUAGUGACAAAAGCAGCUUAUGUGCUAUUUUACCAGCGUCGAGAUGAUGAUUCUUAUAAGAUGCCUUCGCUCAGCAGUUUUCCUGGUUCCUCUGAUGGAGGGUCGAGACCAAGCAGUUCACAGCAGGGCUUGGGGGAUGAUGAGGCUUGUAGCAUGGACACCAACUGACAUUGACUUGGCCACCCUGCGGCACCAGUGCAGUCCCCUAGGAGGACAUCUUUCACAUUCUGAGAACUGCUAGUGUUCAGUCUAAAUAGCAGAUAAGGAAAUUCCCUUCUUUUAUGAGCAGAAGGAAAAAAAAAAGACCCUGUUUGCUUGGAAGGGUUAUGUCAAGAGGCUGAAUUAUUUUUCUUUUUAAACAGGUGGUGAGAAAUUUCUGUAAAACCUGUGAAGCUGAAAAGUGGGGUAGGGUAUGGGUAGUAUGUCUGAUGGAUUCCAAAGAAUGGAGAGGAACACAUUAAGUGUGGUGCAGCUGUGAAGAGCCCACACAGGGCUGCCUGAGCUCUUGGAUUUCUGGUUCUGGUGCUGAUACUGCUCCCCAAGUAGUCUGCCCACAGUAAACCAAGUCACAAGUAAACUUGGUUUUGUCCCCCUUUCCCUUGUGUGUACUGAGAUGGGUUUAUAAUUUUUUAAAAAGUAGCCACUGAAGCCCAUUUCUAUUUCUCCUUUGAGUCAUGGAAUGUCUAGCUUUCAUCCCCCGAAUGAAGAUAUUUAGUGUUGGGGUCUCCUGUCCUUCAACUUCCUGUGGAACCUAGAAGUUAUGUUGUGUCUCCCACUGUCCUUGAUGAAUUGAGACAGACAUUGUGUGGAACUUUUAUUAUCAGAAACAUACUAGGUAUUAGAAGUCUGUACAGAAAACUGCUGGGUACUGUAUCUUAACCAGUCAUUUCUCUCCAUGUUGGCUGGAGAACAGGAACCUUUGUGGGAGAUGUCAGGCCUGGAAGGGGCUCUGGCUCAUGUGGUUUGGAGUGAUAAUGUAUGGUGUGAUCCAGAUGCCCUCCCUUCUGGUUCUCUCUUCACUCCCCGCAUCUGUCCAGGCCCCACCCCUACUUUGCUCCGGCCUCUGCCCCCGCCCCUGCCCCCGCCCGGUCUGUCUGGCCUCAGGCCUCGGGUGAGGCGGAGCUUGAGGGGCGGAGCUUGAGGUCGCGUGCCCUCGCAGCCACGUGGGUGUGGGACUGAAGAACUUGGUCCUGUAGGCUUUUUGUCUUGACCUUUAACCUAACCCGCGGGGGUUGUGGCCGCUGGUCUCAGAGCACGUGCGAUCUAUGCGCGUGCAGUGACCGUUGGCGGGGGUGACAGUGUCGCUAUUUCUCGGUGAGGAGGAUAUGGCUGGGGCCUCUAACUGCGGGUGGCUUGAGUGCCGGGUAUGAGUGCCGUACUACCAAUGCAGGGAUGCAGUGGGGAAGGGGCCACACAGCCAGGCAUCCGGAGGCAGGUGGUCCUGGGGCUCCUGCCAAAUCUCCCUAAGAACUUUGGGUAACACCCAAACAGCGUGGGAGGGUGAGGGGGGGGGAGUGUCCUGAUCUAGUAUAGAUGGAGGAUACACUAUACUAUACACUAUAGUGUAUAUGGUGGAUACUAUUCCUCCUCAAGGAAAUGGUGACAAGCACUCCACUCCCCAUUUAGGGGUAAUUUACAACCUCAUUUGUAAAAUUGUGCUUGCUCUGUGCAUUUCCAGUGUAUUAUAUAAAGACAUGGUCACUUUUAGGGGAAAUGUCCGAAAAACUAAGAAGAUGCAGAAAGGAGUUGGCUGCAGCCAUUGACCGGGCAUUUGAAGGAGUCAGUCAUUCCCAAGAGUGCACAAACCAGCAGAGACUGGAGCUGGACACUGCUCCAUUUUCCUUCUCGCUGCCCAUGCACAGACUUCUCUGCAGAAGACAUCCAUCGGCAGCCUGCUCUUCUGCUGCUCCUUUUGCAGCUGUCCCAUGUCCUCUUGAUAAUGAGAACCUUGCCUUUGCAUCAAACCCUGUCCCAGUAAAUGCAAAACCACAUGUUUUAUGCCCCAAAAGAAAACCUCUGAGCAGCAAAGAAAAUGUACUGAUCCAUUCCUCCAUUUUGGCACCUGAAAGACAGUUUUGGAGAGCUGCAGGAGAUGGGGAAAACUGGAGAAAAGAAAGUUUAAGGAAAGAUAUGGAAAGAGAUUUGAAGGUUGACUCAAACAUGCCACUCAACAGUUCUAGCCAAGAGGUCACAAAGGAUCUGCUUGACAUGAUUGACCACACAAGUAUCCGAACUAUUGAAGAAUUAGCUGGAAAAUUAGAAUUUGAAAAUGAGCUGAACCGUGCUUGUGGUCGCUGCCAAGAUUCACCCUUCAAGGAAGAAGCCUGGGCUUUGCUUAUGGAUGAGAGCCCCCAGAAGGCAUUGGAUGCUGACCCUGGUAGUCUGAAGCAGGCUUUUGAUGAUAAUAAUAUAGUUGAGACAGUUCUGGACUUGGAAGAGGACUAUAAUUUGAUGACCUCUUUUAAAUACCACAUGGAUUAAGGACUGUUGUUCUUAGCUGUGAUACUUUACAGCAGGAGGCUGCCAUCAAGGAGCCUGAGCAGAAGCAGCCACGGUCGUUGUCAGGGGCCGCAUUUUUCAAAGGGUUGGCAAAACCUGAAUUAUCACACCUUUUUAAAAUUCCCAGUUGUGUCCCUUUUUGAGCUGAGAGCUUGGUUUUUGAAUUCUGUUGCUUUAAUAUAUUUCCUGUUAUUGACUUUGACUUUUCUUGAUACCUUGAAUAUAUUUUUUAAAUUGAUGUUCAGUAUUUCCAGUACCCAAGCUAGGUGUGGGAUGUGGG
Molecule: messenger RNA, 5471 nt
Organism: Otolemur garnettii (small-eared galago)
Lineage: Eukaryota; Metazoa; Chordata; Mammalia; Primates; Galagidae
Gene: USP4
Product: ubiquitin specific peptidase 4
Exons: 22
Coding region: 71-2860 (929 amino acids)
Biological process (GO): protein deubiquitination
Molecular function (GO): cysteine-type deubiquitinase activity
Source: RefSeq, a predicted model, not a curated record